AUGGCUACCGGUUACUUGCCAGAAGAGUUAAGACAAGGAAGGGCUUGGUUACUAUCGUUGGAUCUAGUGUGCUGGGACUUCCAUAGUAUUGUAAGAUCAUUGAACGACACCCUAACAUUAUCAUUCAAUGGAGUGUAUCACAAGUAUGAUCAACUACUCCCACAUCUUACUGGCGACAUCAGUGUAGUGGCUCAUGAGUUGACCACGCUGACCAUCAGACACACUGAACAAUGGCCAGAGAUGUCGAUCAUGGAGACGUUUGGUAAUGCCGAAAUGAAGGCCUGGAUGCGUGGCGCCACACGAUCACUCAGUACCGCCAACAUCACAUUGAAUAAGUGUAGCCUCCAGAUGUUGGAGGGCGCAGACAUUGACAACUUGGAGACGCUGGGCAUCGAGGUGUGCAGUUUGCCAAGCGGCCAGAACGAUGACGUCCCACAGGUGCUACAGGCACUCUUGGACGCCAACCCAAACAUCCAUACGUUGAACAUCACGACGCGUAACAAUGACUUUGACUCGCCUGUCAUCUACAAGAGGUUGAUGAAGGUGUUGGCUGUGCUGGGGACCGGAGUGCGUCGCCUUUCAAUCAAGGACUGCGGCACAAUGUUUGAAGAGAUCAAUGUCAACUGCGAUGACUUCUUCAACGACCUGGCCAGCAGUGCACCUUCUCUCGAGCAUCUCACUCUCAGGACCAAACAUGGAGUCGAUCCUACAAUGAGUCCACGCAUCGAGUCGCCACACUUCUACAACUUGUUCGAAGGGUAUCUCAAGAUGCAAAACACUCUCAAGUCGUUGGAGUACAACGAGGAGAUGCCUGUGGAGGCCGAGCGAUUGGUAGCGACCAUACUUCAAUGCCCCAACAUCGUGGAUACCAAGUUUGUGGACGGUCUGCCAUUGCAAUACCUCGUGCCAUUCAGUCGCCGUUUGGAUCGGCUCAUGGUGUGCAUCGACUUGGAUAUCACAGAGGUGGCCACUGAAGUGCUCGAGAAGGUGUAUCCAUUCCUCAACAAUGCUGAUCGAUUGUAUCUGAUCGUGCGUGACCUGGAGCCACCCAUCGUGCCCAUCAUCAAUGAGGUGAUCAGACGCAGCCAGAACAAGCAGCUCUGGAUAAGGAUCGUGCCCGAGCUGCUGGACUUCUCUGACGCCGAGGUAUUUGAUCCAAUCGCACCGGUCGUUGAGUCCAAUCAAAACUUAUCCUUCUUCCGGUUCGAAGUGGAGUGUUCCCGAGCUGAAAAAGGUGAUCUAGCUGCACUUCGCAAUGUGAUUGAACAGCAUCCAACCAUCAUCAACAAGUCUACAGCAUUGACAAUAGAGACUGAAUACGUUCCUGGUUGGUGA
Molecule: messenger RNA, 1335 nt
Organism: Acytostelium subglobosum LB1
Lineage: Eukaryota; Evosea; Eumycetozoa; Acytosteliales; Acytosteliaceae
Exons: 1
Coding region: 1-1335 (444 amino acids)
Source: RefSeq, a predicted model, not a curated record